Salvia miltiorrhiza (redroot sage) is the source of this 1429-nucleotide messenger RNA. RefSeq names its product zinc finger protein WIP2-like. Gene Ontology annotation, molecular function: DNA-binding transcription factor activity. Gene Ontology annotation, biological process: anatomical structure development; regulation of gene expression. The coding region runs from base 259 to 1173 and encodes 304 amino acids. The transcript is spliced from 2 exons. Lineage: Eukaryota; Viridiplantae; Streptophyta; Magnoliopsida; Lamiales; Lamiaceae. The record is from RefSeq and is a predicted model, not a curated record. Gene Ontology annotation, cellular component: nucleus.
UAAUUGUCUGUAUUUUUCUUUAUUUUGCAGCUUUACCAGGGAUCAAAAUUUCUUGAUUUUCCAAACUCUUGAGGAUUUCUCCCUUCCACCAUUGCCAUCUCUCUCUCUCUUCUCUCUCUCUCUCCUAUCCAGUGUAUAUAUAUAGGCACACAAACUCACCACCUCUGUGUCAGCUAAUCCCUGCAGCACCCUAAUGAAUUAAUCAAAUCCAUAUAUCAACUCAAAGGAAAUUCCCUUCAAUUCUUCCCUACUCUAAUCAUGACAGAACCUUACUAUAAUUUCUGGUUCAACUUCAGUUCCCCUCUCCACUCACACUACUAUUCCUCUUCUUCUUCUUCUUCUUCUCCAUCUUCUUCUUCUUCAUCAAACCCUCAUCACAGCUUCAAUCCUCCUCGAGAAGCCCUCCCCCUCCUCAACACCCUCAACUUCUCUCAAGAAUCAUGCGAUAUUCAUCCCAUAAAGCCCGAGAAACAUUGCAAUUGCGACGAGAAUGUGACGAUAGCCCUACAGAUAGGGCCCCCGAGCCCUAAUUCCGACCCCGCCUCCGCCUCCGGAGUUGGAGAAACUCCGGAGAAAGACGGCGCCGACAUACUCUCGGGGCUACCCUUGAACAGGCUCAACAUGGGCCAGUACUGGAUUCCCACGCCUUCCCAAAUCCUCAUCGGACCUACGCAGUUUUCCUGUCACCUUUGUUGCAAGACUUUUAAUAGAUACAACAAUCUGCAGAUGCACAUGUGGGGGCACGGAUCGCAGUACAGAAAGGGGCCGGAAUCCCUACGAGGGACGCAGCCGACGGCGAUGCUGCGGUUGCCGUGCUACUGCUGCGCGGCGGGGUGCAAGCACAACAUCGAGCACCCGCGGGCGCGGCCCCUCAAGGAUUUCCGGACCCUCCAGACGCACUACAAGCGGAAGCACGGCAGCAAGCCGUUCAUGUGCCGCAAGUGCGCCAAGCCCUUCGCCGUGAAGGGCGACUGGCGCACUCACGAGAAGAACUGCGGCAAGAUCUGGUACUGCUUCUGCGGCUCCGACUUCAAGCACAAGAGGUCCCUCAAGGAUCACAUCAAGGCCUUCGGCCGCGGCCACGGCGCCUACGGCAUUCCCACUACUGAUUUCGACGACGAAGAUGACUCCACCUCCGACAUUGAGGAUCACUCUCCCAACAUUAACAUUUAAUUCUUUUCCUCCAUCUUCUUUUUUAAUUAUAUGUUUAUAGCUUUUCUGUUUAUAUGCAUGCUGUGUUUCGGAGGUGUAUUUUGCAGUUGCAGUAUCUACCUUGUGCUGUAACAUUUUUUUUUUCUUUUUUCCUAUUACUACUACUUAGGCUCUCUUUCUCUUCUCUACAUGAGUUGUGGAAUUAAAUUGUAAAUGGCAUGGUUUGCUGUUUGUGUUGUAGUUUUGGUGUAAUGUCAUCAGGGUUUGAAUCUUGCCA